Molecule: messenger RNA, 204 nt
Organism: Entrophospora candida
Lineage: Eukaryota; Fungi; Glomeromycota; Glomeromycetes; Entrophosporales; Entrophosporaceae
Source: the annotation of a GenBank genome assembly
AUGCAAAAAUCAAUGUUUCUCUAUUCAGGUCCAGGAACUGGUAAAACAAUGCUUACAUGGUUCCCCCCAAGAAAUGGCUCUUGGCCCAAAAUUACUCAUAAAACUACUAAUGAAAGAAUUAUUACUGGGCAAUUUAAUAAAGAAUUGGAAGGUAAAGUCUUACUUGUUCUUGGAGAAAUGUCUAACUCAAAGUCUGGUGACUGG